AUUCAACGCUGGGAAAUUUCACUGAAUAUCAGAAUCAACAUGGCCGACACGACGCGUGAAGAGGACCGUGAACGCCUCAAAUCCGCCCUCUGGUACGCCGUCGGGCAAAUCGUCGACGAAGAAUGUCUAAAGCGCAACCGCAACGCGACGCCCCAAUUCAUCGGAGCUCUGACCGAAAUGACCUUGUUGCAAAUAGAGGGCUUACGCUUCGCAGAAAACGUAGCCAUUGAUCUCGAAACUUUUUGCAAUCAUGCUGGCAGAUCGACGGUUACGACGGAUGAUGUGCUUUUGCUGGCGAGGAAGAAUCCCGAUUUGCAUCAGAUUAUGAAGAAUUAUGUGGAUGAGAUUAAGGCGGAUAAGGAGGCUGCGGCGGGGAGCAGUCGGAGUGGUGCUGCGAAGAAGAAUAAGGCCAAGAAGUAG
Trichoderma harzianum CBS 226.95 is the source of this 420-nucleotide messenger RNA. RefSeq lists its product as hypothetical. Gene Ontology annotation, biological process: resolution of meiotic recombination intermediates; replication fork processing. Gene Ontology annotation, molecular function: protein heterodimerization activity; chromatin binding. Gene Ontology annotation, cellular component: FANCM-MHF complex; Fanconi anaemia nuclear complex. Lineage: Eukaryota; Fungi; Ascomycota; Sordariomycetes; Hypocreales; Hypocreaceae. The transcript has 3 exons. The coding region runs from base 40 to 420 and encodes 126 amino acids. The record is from RefSeq and is a predicted model, not a curated record.